This is a messenger RNA of Microdochium trichocladiopsis, 683 nucleotides long. RefSeq lists its product as uncharacterized. The record is from RefSeq and is a predicted model, not a curated record. The transcript has a single exon. Bases 203 to 595 code for a protein of 130 amino acids. Lineage: Eukaryota; Fungi; Ascomycota; Sordariomycetes; Xylariales; Microdochiaceae.
CUCGCCUUCUACUCUCGAGUCAUCGAGCGCCUCGUGAAGGAUUAUCUGGGCUGCACGAACCCUCGCAUCAUCUCCGCCAUCACCUUCGAAGACGAGACCGUCGAGAAUGACGACGUAGAGCUCCUCGCAGAGUGGUGCUACACGGGCUCCCUCGCAUCGCUGGCAAAACCUCACAUCGUGCCCCACCGCCACGACCCUGACGAUGGGAACCACAGUUCCGACGAGGCCGAGUCCGAUGCUGAGCCUAAAGGCAAAGGCAAAAGAGGCAAGAGCACAGGCAAAGGCAGAACCAGCGCCAAGUCCAGCAGCAAGAGAGCCACCGCGAAGCGAGCAAGGACUAAUCUCGAGCCCGAGCCCCAGGAAAUCCCUCGAUUCGCCGUCGGCGCCACGAUCGAGCGGCUGUACUGCAUCGCCGCGGACCUCGAGAUGCCCGAGUUUGCCAACUACUGCAUGUCGCUGGUCAUGGCAAAGUACAGCUGGAACUUCUUUGCCCGGCGAUGGAAGGAUUUCCAGAAACGCGGCACCAACAGCGACAAAAAAGAGCAGCAGCAACAGCAGCAGCAGCAGCAGCGCCGCCCGGGCAUCGGCCCCUUGAACAAGGCCGCCCGGAAGAACAACAACAGCACGAACAGACGCAGCAGCAGCGUCAUUAGCAGCCGCACCGCCAAGGGUCACGAUGUCAC